Messenger RNA from Mesocricetus auratus (golden hamster), 3276 nucleotides. It is a transcript of the gene Fam133a, whose product is annotated as family with sequence similarity 133 member A. The record is from RefSeq and is a predicted model, not a curated record. The coding region runs from base 391 to 1140 and encodes 249 amino acids. NCBI's taxonomy places the organism in Eukaryota, Metazoa, Chordata, Mammalia, Rodentia, Cricetidae. The transcript has 5 exons.
GGACUCUGACAGGUCUCCUGGCUUAGGCUGGCGAGCCCCUCCCUUCGGUGACACCCCUCGCGUCAACGUCGUUCCCAGAGUGCCUCUAGCUGGCGCCCCAUUUGGUGGACAGGCCGGAGUGACGAGCGAUCCAGCCAACGAGCGGCCGGAGGAUUCACUUCUGCUACAACCAAAAAGACCAGUGUUUACAUUUCAUUGAAAGAAAACGUUUCUAGGAGUGGAAUGGCUGGAUCACAUGAACAUGAAAAGGAAUUUGGAAGGAAAAAUCUGGAAAGGUGAUAGAAAAAAGAAGUGUGUGCUCUCCCAGAUUCCAAAUUAGAAUGAAGACUACUUGGUAAACUAGUAGUAACGUUGGCAACUGGUAGCCUUCUCUGACAACCACCUGGCACCAUGGGGAAACGUGAUAACCGAGUGGCAUAUAUGAAUCCUAUAGCAAUGGCAAGAUGGAGGGGUACAAGUCAAUCUGCAGGUCCAACUAUACAAGAUUAUCUGAAUCGACCAAGGCCCACAUGGGAAGAAGUAAAGAAACAAUUAGAGAAUAAAAAGAAAGGAUCCAAGGCAUUGGCUGAAUUUGAAGAAAAAAUGAAUCAAAAAUGGAAGAAAGAGCUUGAGAAAAGGAGAGAAAAAUUAUUAAGUGGAAAUGUCAGUUCAUCGAAAAAAAAAGAGAGAAAGAAAAAGAAAAAGAAGAAAUCUUGUCGGUACACAUCCUCUUCAUCAAGCUCUGAUUCAUCAAGCAGUUCUUCAGAUUCUGAGGAUGAGCACAAGAAACAAGGGAAAAGGAGAAAGAAAAGAAAGAAUCGUUCUCACAAGUCAUCAGAAAGCUCCACCUGUGAAUCAGAAUUGCCAAGCAAGGAGCUUCCCCCAAAGAAGAAAAAGGCAAAGGAUGAAAUGGAAAAAGAAAAAUAUACCAAAAGCUACAGCAAGAAAAGAAAGAAGGCUUGUCCUGAGGAAAAGCCAUCCUCUUCAGAAUCCUCCUUCGAAUCAGAUUAUGAAGAAGAGGUGCAGACAAAAAAGAAAAGAAAAUAUGAUGAGCAAGAAAGAGAAAUGGAAAAGGUCAAAAAGAAAAAAAAGAAGAAACAUCACAAGAAACACAAUAAGAAGAAAAAGAAGAAAUCCAGUUCAAGUCAUAAGUCAGCGUAACAGAAAAACCAAACAGGCUUUCCAUAUUUAAAAUGAAGCAAAAUCUAAAGGAAACUUCAACUGUGAAAAGCUAGGGCAUAUUUACCAAAAUGCAUGAGAUUCCCUGUGUUAAUAGAGUUAUUCUGGACUUUAAGUUGCCAGUAUAAUGCCACUGUGCCAGAAAAGGCUGUAUUUGUUGCCUGCAGCUUAUAUAGAUAUGAGAUUUUGUUUGUUAAAUGUCUGUCUUUAUGCGUAAUAGUUGCUCCUCUUGAAAUCAAAACUCAGUUGUCAUACUAGUGUUAAAAUGUUUGGAUUUCAAAUGCAAUGUUUUAGGCAAUGAAUGAUUUUGACCAAAAAUAUAUCUAAUGUUAAAUGUAUGUAAUUUUUAGAUAUCUUUAAAAUGUAGUCAGAAACAUGACUACAAUUAUAGUUGACAUUUUGAAGAUAAGACAGCAUUGUUGUUCAAAAUUAAUUUUGUAGAAUGUGUGGUUGGUUACAUUUUUCAAGAAGUUUUUGUUUACAUUGGGGAAGGGUGUAAGUCAGGGAGUGGGAAGGGAAAGUGUUUGCUACUCUGGCUAGCUGAAUAGUGUGCCUUUAAUCCUUACACAUCUUAUUUUGCCAGUGCAGCAGCCAUUUAUUUUUUACAUACUGAAAUUGUAGAAUGUUGUUAUGUAUUUAUCAAGAGAACCAGAAAGCAGUUUACAGCAUAAAGCCCCAAAGCUAUGACAUUUACCUCCACUUCAGCACAAUUCACUCUCCAGUACUAAAUGCUAUUUAACAUUAGAACACUGCAUGAUUUGAAUUAACUGUUGGUUUUUGAAGGAGAAUAAUUUUAAACUGUCCCUGGUUUUGUUUUGUUUUUGUUGUUUUCUAUGAGUAAAAAUUAGGAUUUUGUGAACCUUAUCCUGCCAUUUUAAUUAGCCAGCCAUAUUCUUAAUGACAGUGAUACUUUUAAAAAGAAUUUAUGGUUAAGAUAUAAAGUUCAAGUUUUUCAUAUGUUAAACUUUGGGUGUUAAUUUCAUCUCAUUACUGUGUUUAAAUUGCAUGUUUCCCAAAAACAUUUAGCAUGUAAAAAGAAGGUCUUUAAGAAAUUGUAAUGCCUUCAUAUUGAAGCUGGUUUACUAAAAGCAAGUUGACUGUCAGACUUUUAGUAUAAUGUGUGUCUUGUUACAUGAACUACUGCCAAAAUAUUAGUAUGUUCAUUAAAAGUUUUUUGUCUUAAAUAUUAGCAUUGAAGUAUAAUGGAAGUUAAAUUUAGGUAAUGAUUAUAUAAUUUAUCUUUUUGUGUCCAUAUAUUACUAAGAUCCGGUGCCUUGUGUCUGUUGCUGAUUCGUAUUCACCACUGAUGUUAAAAAUUAGUUGGAAAAUAUUUUUACUUUAAAUUUCUAUAUCAGAGUAGUAUAAAAUAUAAGUUUAUGUUUCAAAAACAUCUAUCACAGAAGAUACACUAAUAUUGCCAUGGUAUAAUGUGUUUUGUCAUGAUGAGAAAGGCUCAGUGUUUCUUUCAGAUGAAUUAACCUCAGAUUCUCUGAAACAAAAGCAAAAUUAUAGAAAACAUCUAGUAGAUAAAUGACUUGUCAUCUAUGCAGACUCUUUCAGUGGUAGUGUUUAACUCUCUCAAUGUGGUUUUUUCAGUAUUGUAGUAAUGCCAUGCCAGAUCACUUUAGAAUUUCAUAAAUAUAACUGUUUCUUAGAACAUAUCUAUAUGUAUAUUGCUGUUAAAAUUGUUGCAAUUAAGGGGUAUUUUAUAGCCAUAUAGCAUUUUUCAAUAGCAUUCAUUAAAUGUUUUUAAAAUCUAUAUUAUUUGUAGAAUAUGGUAAAAACAAUUACAAUUCAUCUUAUAGCUAUGUGCUCCCAUUAACUUACCAGCUCUUUGUAGUUAGGUGGUUCAAUUUGACUACUUAGAACUGGGAAAUUGAAAACAGAAGUUAUGUGCCAUUUCCAUCUUUGAGCAGAAACAAUUCCUGCAUGACAUUUCAGCUGUCUCUUUACCUUCUACCAUAACUGGAAUGAGAAGGCCAAACUCUAAGAAUGGCGCAAGCUGUAUCUUUAUGUCACACUACAAGAAGUUUGCCCUGGAAAGCUCAUGAACAUGCAAUGGACUUUUUGAGAGUAAUGAGAUUAAUAAAUAAAUUAUUAUGUGUUCAAUCACUUAAA